Molecule: messenger RNA, 405 nt
Organism: Paraglomus occultum
Lineage: Eukaryota; Fungi; Glomeromycota; Glomeromycetes; Paraglomerales; Paraglomeraceae
Source: the annotation of a GenBank genome assembly
AUGGAAGGAAGCGAAUCUGAAUCAAUAAAAAUAGCAGAACGCAUUUUAAGUGUGCUAGGAGAGAUCUGGAGUAAUAAUAAUCCAGCAUUUGCGACUAGCACGUCUCGUAACCAACAAAGUGAGGGGACAUAUGUAACAGAUGUUAUAGUUCCAUUACUUCGUGCAAGUUUGGAAAACCUUCCAAAUGGUUACAUCUGCUUGAGCACAGCAGAACGCCAGAGUAUUGCAAGCAAGGCUCGAAGAAAUAAAAGACUCAGUGGAGAACGUAUGGGGAAGAAACCCGAUGUUAUGAUGUUGAUAAAAGAUAAAGAGAAGAUUUUUGAGCUUUCAUAUGUUGAAUCCUCUCGCAUCAAGUGUACUGAAACAAAAAAAAAUGCGAAGUUAUGGAGAGAAACAUUGGAUGGG